Messenger RNA from Rubroshorea leprosula, 2911 nucleotides. The record is from the annotation of a GenBank genome assembly. Lineage: Eukaryota; Viridiplantae; Streptophyta; Magnoliopsida; Malvales; Dipterocarpaceae.
ACAGAUGGAAACAGAAAGCACAGAGAGGAGAGAAGGAAAAAAUAGAAAGAGAAAUGUGUGAGAAAAUUUGUACCGGAAAAAUCCAAAGCAGCGUUGCUGAAUUCUACUCUUCGUAACUGGAAUCAGAGAAUCAUUUCAUCGUCGUCUUCGUUGUCGCCGAACGUUCGUCGGAUUCACAUUAUUUGCUCUUCUUCUUUUUUUUUUUUUUAUGAAUUCUUCUUCCGCUCCGAUGCGUUUGAGUUUUUGAGACUCUGGAAUUUGUUGGGCGGAUUGUUUGAGAUUCCGGCGAAGAUGGCUGGUUCUCAAAACAGUGAGAUGAAGAUGGAAGGUUGGUUGUAUAUAAUCCGAUCGAAUCGGUUUGGCUUACAGUACUCAAGAAAGCGUUACUUCAUUCUCGAAGCUCACCUCCUCAAAACCUUUAAGACGAUGCCUACUUCAAAUCAAGAGGAACCUGUUAGAAGUGUAAUUUUAGAUUCCUGCAUUCGGGUCACAGACAAUGGAAGGGAAAGCAUACAUAGAAAAGUAUUCUUCAUUUUUACACUUUAUAACAGCUCUAAUUACAAUGAUCGGCUUAAGCUAGGAGCAAGCUGUCCUGAAGAAGCUGCUAAAUGGAUUCAAUCCUUCCAAGAAUCUGCUUUAAAGGAUGGUCCAGACCCAGGAGAUCAGAUUGUUGGUUGUUCUAAGAGCAGAUGGCAGUCAUUUAGAUCAAGUAAUUCAAGAGGGUCAUAUCACCAUAAAUGUAUAGACUGGACUCUUUAUUCAUCGACACGCAUGGAUCUGGUGACCUCUGAUGUUGUUGCUCCAUCACCUUGGACAAUAUUUGGUUGUCAAAAUGGUCUUAGGCUGUUCAAAGAAGCAAAGGAUAGGAAUUCUCAUGGAAAGUGGGAUGAUCAUCCUGCAAUAAUGGCUGUUGGUGUGAUUGAUGGAACUUCAGAAGCCAUUUUUCAAACACUUAUGUCUCUUGGACCCUCGAGAUCUGAAUGGGAUUUCUGUUACUACAAGGGUAGUGUGGUUGAACAUGUUGAUGGUCAUACAGAUAUUAUUCACAAGCAGCUAUAUAGUGAUUGGUUGCCUUGGGGAACGAAAAGCAGAGAUCUCUUGUUGCAGCGUUAUUGGAGACGGGAAGAUGAUGGAACAUAUGUUAUCCUAUACCACUCAGUGUUUCACAAGAAGCGUCCACCGCAGAAGGGCUAUGUCCGUGCCUGCCUUAAAAGUGGUGGAUAUGUUAUAUCUCCGAUGAAGGAAGGAAAACAAUCGGUUGUAAAGCAUAUGCUUGCUAUUGAUUGGAAAUUCUGGAAAUCUUAUCUUCGAACUGCUUCUGCCCGAUCUAUCACAAUUCGGAUGCUAGAGAGAAUUGCUGCCUUAAGGGAGUUGUUUAGAGCAAAAGAAGGGAAUUAUCCUUCUACUGAUCUUUCAUCAGGAGAGUUGACAAGAAAUGCUAGGUUGCACAACUGUGACGAGGACCAUGUGGUUGAUAUUCAGACACAGAUGGAGGCUGUGAAGACAAAGGAAAAUACUAGUGAAGGAGCGGAGAGGGCACCUUCAGAACACUCAAGCCUGGUGGGCCUUAAUGAUUGUGCUGAUGAAUUUUUUGAUGUUCCAGAGCCAUCAGAUUAUGAUCAAUCAGAAGAUGGAUGGAGUUCUGAUUUUUCUCCAGAAAUGCAUCCUCAGGAUAACCGUCAUCCAAGGUUGUCAACUGCUGCUGUUUUUGUAAAAAAAUUGCACGAUCUUGCAGUUCAGAAGAGAGGCUAUGUAGACCUGCAAGAGAUGACAAGGGAAGAUGUUAUAUCUUGUUGCUAUGGUUACACUCUUCCUAAAGAUCCAACUUGCACUUUGCCUUGCAGUUGGACAACAACAGACCCCUCGACUUUUUUAAUUCGUGGAAAGAGUUACCUUGAAGACCGUAAGAAGGUUAUGGCAAAGGGUACUUUGAUGCAAAUGGUUGCUGCAGAUUGGCUAAGAUCUGACAAGCGAGAAGAUGACCUUGGAGGUCGUCCUGGGGGCAUUGUUCAGAAAUAUGCUGCUCAGGGUGGACCAGAGUUCUUCUUCAUUAUAAACAUACAGGUUCCAGGAUCAACAACAUAUAGCCUAGCCUUGUACUAUAUGAUGAAUACUCCUGUGGAGGAUGCACCCUUGCUAGAGAGCUUUAUCAAGGGAGAUGAUGCAUAUAGAAAUUCAAGGUUCAAGCUCAUCCCAUACAUAUCCAAGGGCUCGUGGAUAGUUAAGCAGAGUGUCGGAAAGAAAGCUUGCCUCAUUGGUCAAGCACUUGAAAUUAAUUAUUUCCUCGGCAAGAACUACCUGGAGCUUGGGAUUGAUAUUGGGUCGUCUACAGUAGCAAGAGGUGUUGUCAGUCUUGUUCUCGGCUACCUCAACAAUCUGGUUAUUGAAAUGGCAUUCUUGAUACAGGCAAAUACAGAAGAGGAACUCCCGGAGUUCCUUCUCGGGACGUGUCGGCUAAACCACCUGGAUGCAUCAAAAUCCGUUCUAGUGCAACCAUGACUAACUCUAGACGCUCAUGAUGAAAUGAAUUUUAAGGCUGGACGGUGGCUAACAAGUCAAGAUUUGUAAGCUCUGCUUCAAUUCUUUUAUUCAAUCAAAACAUGAAUGAACUGCUUCAUACUAUCAUUUAUGGCUAUGCUGGCUUACAAUUUAGAUAAUCAAGAUUCAUAGGAUUGAUAGAAACUAUAUUGUACAGAUAUUGCUACCGAAUCAGCAUUCAUUUUUUUCUAAAUUUACAUUUUCAAUUUUUUUUAUUUCCCUUUAAGUUACCUUUUUAGUUUCUUCCAGAAUCCAAAGGACAGAUUUUCCUUAGAGCAUGUGAUGUGUAUCCAGUUGGCAGUUCCCACCACGUUCCUCGUGGCCAAAUUUUAAAAAAUAAAAAUAAAAAUAAAAAUAAAUCAUACAUUCUUCC